CUCUGCUCUUUAUCUGCGGGGCCGCUGUGACGUGGUGACGCUGCGCUGCUGGGAGCCUCCUCUCUGGUUGGUCCCGCUCGAUCCGCGGACAUAAAGCGGGGGGUUUGCGCUCUUUGCGCCACAUUGUCUGAGACCAGGAACAAUGAGCGGACGAGGAAAGACCGGCGGAAAGGCCCGAGCGAAGGCGAAGACCCGCUCCUCCCGUGCCGGGCUCCAGUUCCCAGUCGGCCGUGUUCACAGGCUGCUGCGCAAAGGCAACUACGCGCAGCGUGUGGGCGCCGGCGCCCCCGUCUACCUGGCGGCUGUGCUGGAGUACCUGACCGCUGAGAUCCUGGAGCUGGCUGGAAACGCCGCCCGCGACAACAAGAAGACCCGCAUCAUCCCCCGCCACCUGCAGCUGGCCGUGCGCAACGACGAGGAGCUCAACAAACUGCUGGGCGGAGUGACCAUCGCUCAGGGCGGCGUGCUGCCCAACAUCCAGGCUGUUCUGCUGCCCAAGAAGACCGAGAAGGCCGCCAAGUCCAAGUAAAGCUGCUGGACCCCUCCAACACAAAGGCUCUUUUAAGAGCCACACACUCCUCUGAUGAGCAGCAAAGCUCCUCGUGUUUCAUCGUCAUCCUGUAUCUUCAAUAACAAUAAAAAUAAUGUUAACAUUCACAUCAGGACCACGUGUUAUUCACAUGGUCGCUUUUUAAA
Scophthalmus maximus (turbot) is the source of this 696-nucleotide messenger RNA. RefSeq names its product histone H2A. Gene Ontology annotation, cellular component: nucleosome. The transcript has a single exon. Gene Ontology annotation, molecular function: protein heterodimerization activity; DNA binding; structural constituent of chromatin. The coding region runs from base 143 to 529 and encodes 128 amino acids. NCBI's taxonomy places the organism in Eukaryota, Metazoa, Chordata, Actinopteri, Pleuronectiformes, Scophthalmidae. The record is from RefSeq and is a predicted model, not a curated record.